UCACUAUUGUAGUGACUGGUGGGUUACACCACAAAAAAGUGGAUUGGACAUGUUUAUGUAUUCUGGUUGCCUUGGUAACGAUAAUUAAUCGAAACAUAACGGGCAAAUAAAUCAAUGCCAUACAUUAUUACAAUCAAUUUAGUUCUAAAAAAUUCUCAUUCAUUGUAACUGCAUUGAAUUGAAUAUAGUUUGGUGUCCAAAACGUAAAAAUAAAAACGUUUUUAUAAAAAGGGAAUUUAUUCAAAGUGAAAUACAAUAAUAUGGCCGAAGAGAGUAACGCUUGGGUAUUUGAUUCUUUGAUUGGAUUUUUGCACGGACCGGUUUGGAAUGCCCCAUUACAAACAUUCAUCGAGGAAAAGUCAUUGAUUUUCGAUCCGAACGAAACUAGCGAUGAAAAUAGCGAAGAAUAUAAAAAAGUCUAUGAUGAAUAUAAGCAUUUAGUUGAUUUCAUGCUGGGCAGUUUUAUGGAAGAAAUGCAAAUCACACCCGAACAAUUCGAGGUGGCAUGCUUGGCUGGAAAGCAUACCGCGUCUGGUAUUUCAUUUCAUCAGGGACUCUUUCAACAGAUUUGGGCAGCAAAUGACAUCCGGAUAUUUGUGCGUAUGAUGACCCAACGAAAUGUUGAAUUACAAUUACAAGCAUUGGAUGUGAUUGAGCGCAGACAUUUAAAUUCCACGGCAUCAUCGUCAUUGGAUGACGGUGAUGUUGAUAAUCCGGCCGGCGCAAGUUGUGUCAAUGUUAGCAUCGAUAAAUCAAUACCCGAACAAGACCAAGAGGAGGAACUGGAUGAUGUCAUUCAAGAGGAUGUGAAGAAAUCAGUGGAACACGAAUUUGACGAUAAAAACAGUUUGACGGACACUGAAAAGGAUGUGGAUAAAGCAAUUGCCACGGAUGAACAGGUUGCUGAUCGAAUGCAACGCUUGAAUUUAUAUUUUGAAAAAGAAAAUAAAGUCGAUGUUGAUGAAGUCAAAUCAAGACAGGAAUACUUACGGGCACAACGAGAUAAGAUCGUUGCGUUAAAGAGAAGAGUGAGAACGGAACAAUUGAAUGCAAAUGCUGAGCGUAAUGGACGCCCAACUUCGGCUCAGGCUGCACAACGACUCCUUCUGAAUGAUGCAAAAUUGGGUGACGGACCCAUAGAAGCCUCUUUACAACUUCGGAAAACAUUGGCCAAACGACUUCGAAACGAAGUUGUCAAUUCAAAAGAGUAAUCUCACCGCCAACACAUUUAAUAAUGUCGUUUACCGCACACACUCACACGUUUGAAAUAUAUAGCAAAAACACUUGCUUUAAAAAAAAACAAAGAGAGAAAUAAUAUUCUUUUCUCAUCUUUUUAACCACUAUACUUUUUUACCACUAAAAUGUUUUGUUUCUUUUAUCAUCCGUUUAACAAAAAAAAACAACAUCUUUUUGAAUAUCAAUGAAAAACUGUUUGGUUUAAAAAAAUCAAAGAAUUCAUCCACGUACAAUUGAAGUGAUUUUAUGCUGUUGUACAUGUAUAAGAUUUGACGCAUAUACAGAUUGGAGGUUAAAAGUUGGCUGGAACGAUCAUAUGUGAUGGCCAAAGGCAGAUUCGAUUAAAAUUAAAAUUAAAUCUGAAAAACAUAUAAUUAAAGAAACUAUAUUUUUAAUUAAUUAAUUUUUUUUUUCACUUUAUUUUUCUGUUUGUUUUUUAAAUUUCUGUUGUUGUUGUUUUUUUAUAAAUACAAUUGUUUGCAUUUCAGUUUGUUUUAUGUAUCAAUGACGGCGGACAAAACUGCUUGAGUUAA
Contarinia nasturtii (swede midge) is the source of this 1769-nucleotide messenger RNA. Its product is annotated as cilia- and flagella-associated protein 36. The record is from RefSeq and is a predicted model, not a curated record. Gene Ontology annotation, cellular component: axoneme; ciliary base. NCBI's taxonomy places the organism in Eukaryota, Metazoa, Arthropoda, Insecta, Diptera, Cecidomyiidae. The transcript is spliced from 5 exons. Bases 261 to 1211 code for a protein of 316 amino acids.